AUGUGCGCGCCAAACUAACAAACCAAACCGAUCCUUUUGGACUUGAAACAACUCUCACCUUCAAAUCAGCAAAUCACAUAACCUAGACAUACUCACAGAUCCACAUCACAAUAUAAAUCAAUGAACACUUGUAAACCUAUCUCAAUCACCCAGAAUAAACUAAAUGGACAUACUGUUAGCUCAAAUCCAAGCUGAUCUCCGAUCAAACGACGCUCUCCGUCAAUCAGGCGCUCUUCUCCAGGCACUUCAACAAUCUGCAGCCGGCCGCGAUAUCUCCGUGAUAGCCAAAUCAGCUGUUGAGGAGAUUGUCCUGUCUCCAGCCUCCGCUGUUUCGAAAAAACUCGCAUUUGAUCUUAUUCGAAACACUCGGUUAACAGCUGAUCUCUGGGAGGUCGUGUGUGCUGGCAUUCGGAAUGAUCUGCAUUUUCCUGAUCCCGAUGUUACUGCAGCGGCGAUAUCGAUUCUCGCUGCUCUGCCUCCGCAUAGGUUAGGCAAUUUGAUAUCGGAUUGUAGUCAGAAGAUUUUGAGUUGCUUUGAUUCGAAGAGUCAGAAUUUGAGGUUCGCUACUACGGAGACGUUGGGAUCGAUUUUGGCGCGAGAUGAUUUGGUGACGUUGUGCGAGAAUAAUUUUAAUUUGUUGGAUAAGGUUUCGUAUUGGUGGAAGAGGAUAGGGCAGAAUAUGUUGGAUGCUUCUGAUGCGGUGUCGAAAGUGGCGUUUGAGUCGGUUGGGAGAUUGUUUCAGGAGUACGAGUCGAAGAGAAUGAGCCGGUUAGCUGGUGAUAAGCUUGUUGAUAGUGAGAAUUCUGUUGCGAUUAGGUCUUAUUGGGUGUCGUCUAUGGUGGACUUUGCUUGGAAGAAAAGAAAUGCUUUGAUGUCGAGGUCGCUGAUUCUUCCUGUGGAGAAUUUUAGAGCUACGGUGCAUCCGCUUGUUUAUGCUGUUAAGGCGGUGGCUUCGGGGUCAAUUGAGAUGAUUGAGAAGCUUUAUAUGUCUUCAAGAAUGGCUAAGAUUGAAAAAAAUGUGUUUAGUAAUGCGGAAAGGCUUGUUGGAGUAUCGGAUGUAGUUAGUCACUUGGCGCCUUUUUUGAAUUCUUCUCUUGAUCCUGCAUUGAUUUUUGAGGUGGGGCUUAACAUGUUGUACUUGGCUGAUGUGCCUGGAGGGAAGCCUGAGUGGGCUUCCGCGUCAAUUAUUGCAAUUUUGACACUAUGGGAUAGGCAAGAGUUUUCUUCUGCCAGGGAGAGUAUUGUCAGAGCUGUCGUUACUAAUAUACAUCUGCUUGAUCUUAGUAUGCAGGUUUCACUUUUUAAAAGGUUGCUUUUAAUGGUGAGAAAUUUAAGGGCAGAAUCUGAUCGUAUGCAUGCCUUAGCCUGCAUAUGCAGGACUGCUCUUUGUGUUGAUCUUUUUGCAAAAGAAAGUGUUAGAAGAGGACAGAAGCCUCUUCCAGGAACAGAGGUGACUUCCCUUUUUGAAGAAGCGAGUAUAAGAGCGGAUCUUAACAUUGUAUCAAGUAAAAGUCUGUUUAGAGAAGAAUUAGUAGCCACAUUGGUGGAAAGCUGCUUUCAGUUGUCCCUACCAUUGCCUGAGCUGAAAAUUUCAGGUAUGGAGAGUCGAGUAAUAGGAGCAUUGGCAUAUGGAACAGGUUAUGGGGCAUUAAAUUGGACAGAGCCCGCUUUGGAAGUGGUGGAAGUUUGUAAACCCUGCGUGAAAUGGGAUUGUGAGGGUCGAACAUAUGCCAUUGACUGCUACUUGAAGCUGCUGGUUAGACUUUGCCAUAUAUAUGAUACAAGGGGAGGUGUCAAAAGAGUUAAAGAUGGAGCAUCGCAAGAUCAGAUUCUUAAUGAAACACGAUUGCAAAACUUGCAACGUGAACUCGUUAAAGCUUUACCUCAGGUCAAUACCCCUAGAGUUUGUGCACGUCUUAUUUGGUCUAUUGCAGAACACGUCAACUUAGAGGAUUUAGAUCCUCUUCUAGCUGAUGAUCCUGAUGAUCCUCUAAACAUUAUUGUAUCACAUAUCCAUAAAGUUCUAUUCCAUCCUGACUUAUCUGCAGCUACAACAAACAGUCUUCAAGAUGUUCAGGCAGUUCUUUUAUGUGCUCAGCGUUUGGGAUCACGUCAUGCUAGGGCAGGGCAAUUGCUGACCAAAGAGCUGGAAGACUACAGGAAUGAUAAAGCAUCUGAUUCAGUUAACAAACACCAAACUAGGUUGAUAUUGCAACGAAUCAAAUAUGUUCAAAGCCAUUCAGAGAGCAAAUGGGCAGGGUUUACCGAAGCCAGAGGAGACUAUCCAUUUAGCCACCACAAGCUAACCAUUCAAUUUUAUGACGCAUCAGCAGCUCAGGAUCGGAAACUGGAAGGGUUGGUCCAUAAGGCCAUUUUGGAAUUAUGGAGGCCUAAUCCAAGUGAAUUAACUUUACUGUUGACUAGAAGAAAUGAUUCUUCUCUUCUUAAAGUUCCUCCAAGUGCUGUUACUUUGAGUGGUAGCAGUGACCCUUGCUACAUCGAAGCAUAUCAUUUGACAGAUUCUAAUGACGGAAGGAUCACUCUGCACCUUAAGGUAUUAAAUUUGACAGAAAUUGAACUAAGCCGUGUAGAUAUCAAAGUAGGUUUAUCUGGUCCACUGGUUUACAUGGAUGGAUCGCUUCAAGCAGUUCGGCAGCUGCGAAGUCUUGCUUCACAGGAUCCAGUCUGGUGCAGUGUGACUUUGGCUGUCUCAAGUUUUGAGAGAUGCGCUCUUUGGGUUCAAGUCAUGUACUACCCCUAUUUUGGUACUGGUGAACCAGAUGAUUAUGAUGAUGAAGAUUAUGUGAACAUUAUGAGACAUAAUGGAACCCUAAAUCAAGACGUGGGGGAUCCUGUCAUUUUAAGAUGUCAGCCUUACAAGAUUCCUCUGACUGAGCUUCUUCUGCCGCAUAAGAUCUCUCCUGUUGAGUAUUUCCGCUUAUGGCCUAGUUUACCUGCCAUAAUUGAGUACACGGGUGCCUAUACAUAUGAAGGAAGUGGAUUUACAGCAACAGCUGCUCAGCAAUAUGGAACUUCACCUUUUCUAAGUGGACUCAAAUCCUUGUCUUCCAAGCCAUUCCAUAAAGUUUGCUCCCACAUGAUCAGAACAGUAGCUGGUUUUCAGCUAUGCUUUGCUGCGAAGACUUGGUACGGAGGCUUCUUAGGCAUGAUGAUAUUUGGUUCCAGUGAAGUAAGCACAAAUGUAGAUUUGGGUGAUGAGACGACUACUAUGCUGUGCAAAUUUGUGGUCCGAGCUUCAGAUUCAGCAAUCACUGCGGAGAUUGGCUUAGACAUACAGUCUUGGUUAGAUGACCUCACUGAUGGAGGUGUAGAAUAUAUGGCUGAAGAGGAAGUGAAAGCAGUUGCUGAAGAGAGGCUUAAAGUAUCAAUGGAACGGAUAGCUCUGCUAAAGGCCGCGGAACCUCCUCCCAAGAUGCCAAACUCAGAUGACGAAGAGGAAGAAGCUGACAAGGAAAAGAAGGAUGAGUAUGGUGAAGAAAAGGAACCUUCAACAUUGUCCAAAUUAACUGCAGAGGAGGUCGAGCAUCGCGCUCUACAAUCUGCAGUGCUGCAGGAAUGGCACAUGCUCUGUAAGGAUAGAAACACCAAAGUUAUUUAACCUUAAAGCAGUUUAAUAUACUGAUUAGUGACCUGAUUAAUAUCAUCAUUGUUGAUGUAUAGAAUACAGCAAAGACAUUAAUUUGGUAUAAUUAAUUAAUUUUUGAAAAUAUACAAAUAAAGCAUGUCAUACAAUUAGUAGUAGUCGUGGUUUGGUACGAAGUCGUACUUCACCAUUUCUUCAGGAUGAAGUGAAUACAAGGUGCAGCCGGUAUGAGAU
Messenger RNA from Daucus carota subsp. sativus, 3838 nucleotides. RefSeq names its product protein TPLATE-like. NCBI's taxonomy places the organism in Eukaryota, Viridiplantae, Streptophyta, Magnoliopsida, Apiales, Apiaceae. The record is from RefSeq and is a predicted model, not a curated record. The coding region runs from base 164 to 3619 and encodes 1151 amino acids. Gene Ontology annotation, biological process: endocytosis. The transcript has 7 exons.